Molecule: messenger RNA, 597 nt
Organism: Pelobates cultripes (western spadefoot toad)
Lineage: Eukaryota; Metazoa; Chordata; Amphibia; Anura; Pelobatidae
Source: the annotation of a GenBank genome assembly
AUGCUCCUCGGGGCAUCCUGGUUGUGUACCUCCAAAGGACCACAGAGACCAUCCAAGGGGGAGGAGGAGGAAAGGAGAAGGGAGAGGAGAGGCAGGAGGGAAGGGGGCAGUGGUGGUGGUGGUGGUGGUGGAGAAGAGAUGGAUGAGUCCUCCUUGCUGGAUCUGCUGGAGUGCUCUGUGUGCCUGGAGAGGCUGGAUACGACAGCCCGGGUUCUCCCCUGUCAGCACACCUUCUGCCGGCGCUGUCUGCAGAGCAUAGUCAGCUCCAGGAACGAGCUGCGCUGCCCGGAGUGCCGCAUCCUGGUGGAUUGUGGAGUGGAUGACUUGCCGGCUAACAUCCUACUUGUCAGGUUGUUGGAUGGCAUCCGUCAGAGACCCCGGAGUAGCCCUACAGGAAGCCCCACGGCCACAGGACAUCACAGCAGCAGCAAUAACAGCAACAAUCACAGCAGCAACUGUGCCAGCCCAGGAUGUUCUGCAGCAGGGGGUCUGUCUACUGCCCCCAGCAAUGCCUCCUGCACCCCCAGCAUGAGAGACCUGGCCACUGCCAGCCAGAAUGGAAUUCUAGUGUCAAAGGUAGGCAGAGUUACUUUGUAG